Acanthoscelides obtectus is the source of this 4511-nucleotide messenger RNA. NCBI's taxonomy places the organism in Eukaryota, Metazoa, Arthropoda, Insecta, Coleoptera, Chrysomelidae. The record is from the annotation of a GenBank genome assembly.
CCUAAAAUUCACCAAAUUUUAAUGUUUUGAAAGGUUCAAAAUUUUGACAAUCGAAUGACAGGCAACUAGUCAUACAUAGAAAUUGCAAUGUUACUGCCAUCUAAUCGAAGUGUCUUAUGACUGGUUAUGACAGACGGGCGCUAUGGGAACACAUUUGUUUUCUAAACUUCUUUUCAGACAAAUUGUCUUUUGUGUGUGCACGCUUUUUGGCAACUCCGAGUUUUUUUUAUUCAAAACAUUGCUAUUUUUCUAAAUUUUUGUUGACAAACAUGGAUAACUUUGAACCGUUUUGCUACCAUUGUAAAGAAGUCUUCGAACAUGAGUGGGGCCCGAUUAAAACGUGCGACUACACACACCAACUUCUGUGUGCGGUGACCGAGACAAAAUGCUUGUGUAUUUUUGAAGAUAGAGAGUCUGAGCCGGUUAUAGAGUACGUUUGUGGCUUAAAAGGACGCCUUGACUUCGUUAAAUACCUUCAUGACCAUCGUCUUAUUUUUGUUGCCUCAAAGUUCGAAUUGAUGACCCUACAGAAGGAUAAUAUGCAGCGGGACACUUACCUUGAGACUGAUCUUGACAUUAAGGCCAUUGAGUGGAGCUUCACUGAGGCAAGCUUCAUUGUAUGGAACAAAAAGGAAAAUGAAAUUGUUUCCUUUGGAUUUGGGGACCAUAGAUUCACUCUCCUCUCUAGAAUCAGUUUAGAUACUCCAAUACCAGUGUCAGGAGUGGUAGAAGUUGGGUCACAACAUGCACAGUCUCAAGGAGCAAGCGCCAUGAUGCAUACUAAAGAUAUGGCAACAAACACUCCACCAAAAAUAAUACACAGUAAUGAUGGUAGUGAUGACAUCCCGCUCUUACCAUAGAGAGGCACGAUUGGAUGAUGCUGAACAUCAAAUCAAACAGACUCUUGAUUACUUACAGAGGACCAGAUCAUCUACAACGAUCCACCUUCCAUCGCAUGGAGUCUCUCCGGCUGGGUUGUCAACUUUUCCAGAAAUAGGAAGCGCUUGAUUAGAGUGUAUAGUAAUCAUAUGGAGCCUGUCUUCGAGAGCGAGCCGUCUCUGAACUUGGGACCGACUGCUUCAUUCACGUUCCAUGGGAUGAGUCUUGCCUGCUGUGCAAUUGAGCUAGGGUGUAACAAGAUUGUGAUUUUUGAUAAAUACGGUAGAAUCAAGGAGGAGUUCUUUGUACCACAAACUAAGGGCAUAAUAAAAAAAGUGCGAUUUCAUCCGGAACCAACUAUGCUGGCAGUAGUCAGUGAAGAUGCACCAGAAAGAGAACAGUACAUUACCCUGUACUUUAAGAGCAACAACAGGUGGUACCUGAAGCAAGAAUUGUUCUACCCCAAUGGAAUCAAGAUUUACGAUGUAUUCUGGCAAAGUGAUGUAUUUAAUGUUUCGAAACUAAUAGUCGUUACGGAUAAGUAUGUAGAAUGGCACACUUUCAGAGUCGUGAUACACCGAUCGCCACAUGACGCUACUAUGGUAGUUGUAGAUGGCAGGUAUAUAGAAUUCAACAAGUUUGAUGUUUCCAUUAAGCCCCCACCAUGUUUUUAUAACCGUUUGGAGCACAUCAGACCGAUAAACCAGAUCCACUUCAACCCCAUUUUGAAGCAGUGUCUCGUAAUAGACUCGCAUUGCCAGACACAAGUUUUCGACUAUUCCGGUAGGUUUGUUAUCCCAGCGUAUCUAUCUAUAAAUCCAAGUCUUACAUCUCUUGCGAACGUAGCUGCUGUCCACUGGAUUGACGUGUGUGCAGUUGAAAUCAUCAUUGAAGCCAACAUCGAGUCCAAAAUCACAAACGAAAAUAACGGAUUCGAACAGACUUACAUCAUUAAGAAUUGUAACGCUGGAAAACGCGGAUUUCCAUACCGAAUUUCUGAUAGUCUCGCGCCGAAACAUACAGAAUUGCUAGCUCGGAAUGUUAUACGUAAAGACGAUUACGGCAUGCUAACAGCGUUUGGGGUUAUCACCUACCAGUUUUCGCACACUUCUACGAGAGAGUUAUUUGUCGAAGGGAAGUUAAUUUGCAAAGAUGUAACAUCUUACUGUAUAUACAAGAAGUAUCUAUUCUUUACUCAUAUGACUUCGAACAUGUACACCAUUCGACUAACGAAUGCGGCGACUUUUGAACAUGAGCUCAACUUGGAGAGGUGCUAUAAAAGACCGAUAGCACAAGGCCUGCGAAUUCUAACAGUAACAGAUCGCUUAAUCCCGUUAGUUGUGCUAACCCAUCCUAGAGGCAAUUUGGAGUCUAUAGCAAGUGCUAUGGUGGCAAUAGACCUUGUUGACGAAAUGCUGAAAGCCCAUCAAUGGGGUGAAGCUUUGCAAUUGAUGAGAGAUCAAAGAAUCAAUUGGAAUGUCCUCAUAGAACUGAAUCCAGACCGAUUCCAAGUUUGUAUUCAAGAAUUUCUGAACGCUGUUGGUACAGAAAGCUUUUUAAUAUCGAUUGUGCAAGAUUUCGAUCCGUACAGAGUCACUUUGAAUACAACUUAUAAAAAUCUUCUACAGAGUAAAGUUGAGGUGACCUCCGAAGAAAAAAUUAAAAUUAUAGAAGAUAUUUUGAGACAUCUCAUAUUCAGCAAUCCUGUCGCUAAUUUUUUCGCUAUCGUUGCCAUACAAUUGAAACAUAUAUCAUUACUGUCAGCUGUGAAAUCUGUCCAGAGAUUAUACUAUAGGAAUUAUAGAAAGUUCUCAGAAAUGUGCCGUCGAGCUAUUACAAGCAUGCUAGAUACAGCAGAUGUAAAAGAUAUCAUAGACGUAGCGUACAAUCUUUACGAUUCAGAAUUCGUGCUGUUCGUUUACCAAUGCACCAAUGAAGACCCUAAAGUUUACGAGAGGGAGGUACGGGAUUUGGAACAAUAUAUGGAUGACGUUUCCAUUCUACGGUUUCAUAUGUGUAUAAAAGGUCACAACCCAAAAGGCGCAAUAAAGUACAUGUUACGGUAUGACGGAUUUGAUGAAGCGCUUGUUGAAAAAUUCAUAUUUCAUAACGACCUGCAGAAGGAAGCAUACAAAACCGUUGACCCGUGCCAUCGGAACUACUUUCUCAUUAUCAGACUCUAUGCGCAAAGCCUUUCAAGAAAGCGCAAGUUUCAAGAGGCAGCUGUCGUCUACAUGAAUGCUGGACUAUAUAAAGAGGCGAUAGAAGAAUGUAGACUUGGUUUAGACUGGAGAGAGGUCAUAAGGCUCAUGACUGUGUUGAAUUAUGAUGAAUCUGUCAAGCGAGAUGUAUUGGGGAAGAUUGCGGAUGACCUGAUAAAAGAGAAAAGGGUAGAGGAAGCUGUGAUAGUGUUGGAACACCAUAAGAAAGAUUAUAAGAAGACGAUCAAGACUUUGAUGGAGUUCAAGUCCUUCAGGCACGCCAUAUGCCUAGCAGUAUCGCUGGGUCUUGAUUUAGAACUACGUAAGUAAUUUUUGUUUUUAUAUUGAUAUAAAGUUCCUAUACAUGGUGUCCGAUUCAAUUCUCCCCACCAGACAAAAAUGUUCGACAGUACAGUUGUGAGGUUUAUGGGGAUCACUCAAGGGUGAUCUUGUCGACGAUCCUCAAGGUCAAGUCAAAUUCAAAAAAAAAAUAUCUCAUUUCUAUACUGGAAUGGAAAAAGUAGGGAAUUUUACAUUCAAAUGACCUCAAACAACAUUUAAGCUUGACUUAAAGGUUACAUUCGCUAUUUGCAUUUUCAGUAUGGAAAUUUUGACUUGACCUGAAAGACAUGGUCAAGGUCACAUUUUGGUGAUACCCACAAAUCUCAUAACUGUGCUGUCGAAUAUUUUGUUAGAGCAAAUUGGUUUCGAUGUCAUGGUUUGACCAUGAAAUGACCUUGGAGGCAAUGGUCAAGUUCGUGUCGUGGCCAAGGUGAGCUUCAGAUGUAAUAUUUGCACCUAUUUUCAAUUCCGAUGUGAAAAUUUAAAAAUAUUCACUUAACGUUAAAAUGACCUCAAAGGUCAUUGUCAACAUCACCAUCAUUUUGCUCAUCGAAAUGCACAGUUUUUGAAAUAUCUAGGUGGGGAGAUUGAAAUGAGACAACGUGUUUUACAAGCAAUUUAAAAUUGCUCAUUACCUGACUUACGGUUCUUUCAAUCAGGAUUUGCUUAGGCCUCAUAGGACCCCUUGUAUACUAUUUCUAUUUCAAACUGACUCAGCUAAAAACUCAAGUUGGUUGUAUAUACAGGAUGUUCAUAUGAAAACUUUCCAUCACAGAUUUAUUGAAAACCACUGAUUAGAAGAAAAAAACGCCGAGACACGUCAAAAGAUUUGUCAAGGGGGACAUCUUUUUAACCAAAAACUACUUCAUCCACUUUUGACCUCGCCCCCCAGGGUCAUUCACUUGAAAUUUUAAAUGGCAAGGGGUAUCGAGUAAAAGCUUGUUUGAAAGGUCUCUCGAAGUCGAAAAAUAUUUAGCUCAAUUUGUUCAGAUAAAAAACAAAAACACACGAAAAUAUCACUUUUUAUUUCAAUAAGUGUUUAAACUACUGCCAAAUCUACAAUUUGAUCAUAAUUUAAAACGGAAACUA